CGUAGCCAAUCAGAUUUGCUAUCUAGCUUUUCUCAUUUGCCAUUUAUACGUUAUCUUUUUUUUGCGUAACAGUUGGUAGUAAUGGUUGUUGCUCUUGCAUGUCACCUAGCGGUAAUCGCGUAAAAUACCUCAAUUCAAAUUUUCCAACGGAUGCUGUGUCUAACUUCUGGCGUGUAACGUUUACAAACAGUAAAUGAAUACGGAAUAAAACGUAUCGUGAAAAGAAGUAAAUUCGUAUCAGCUGUGUUGUAACGAGAAAUAUUCGGAGCACAAAAAGUUAUUCAAAAUGAAUGAUACACGUAAUGCGAAGAAGGAUAAAAAUCAACAUAUACAGGUUUUCGUGCGUGUUAGACCAAUAAAUAAUACUGAGAAAAUUGGAAAAUCAAUCUCAGUAGUGGAAUUACCAUCUAACAAAGAAGUAAUAGUGCAUGAAAGAUCACAAGGCAGUCACUCGAAAAAGUUUACAUUUGAUAAAGUAUUUGGACCUUCCUCAAAACAAGUAGAUGUAUAUAAUGCAGUUGUUAACCCAUUGCUUGAGGAGGUAUUGGCAGGAUAUAAUUGUACAGUUUUUGCCUAUGGUCAAACUGGAACUGGAAAAACAUUUACUAUGGAAGGUGUUAGCAAUGAUCCAACAUUGCAUUGGCAAAGUGAUACAACAGCUGGAAUUAUACCUCGUGCAUUGAGUCAUUUGUUUGAUGAAUUACGUAUGUUGGAAGUACAAGAAUAUACAGUACGAGUUAGUUUCCUGGAAUUAUAUAAUGAAGAAUUAUUCGACUUACUCUCCCCUAACGAUGAUGCAUCUAAAAUAAGGCUUUAUGAAGAUGCUACAAGAAAAGGUUCAGUAAUCAUUCAUGGAUUAGAAGAAGUAACUGUACAUAAUAAAAAUGAAGUUUACAAAAUCCUAGAAAAAGGAUCUGAGAAAAGGCAAACAGCUGCAACUUUCAUGAAUGCUCACUCGAGCCGUUCUCAUACAGUAUUUUCGAUUACUAUUCACAUAAAAGAAAAUAAUGUAGAUGGGGAAGAACUUCUUAAGACUGGAAAAUUAAACUUAGUAGAUUUAGCUGGGAGUGAGAAUAUUGGAAGAUCUGGUGCAGUUGAUAGGAGAGCAAGAGAAGCAGGAAAUAUUAAUCAAUCAUUAUUGACUCUUGGUCGAGUUAUAACAGCACUUGUUGAAAGAGCACCUCACAUACCAUAUAGGGAAUCAAAAUUAACGAGACUUCUGCAAGAAUCGUUAGGCGGACGUACGAAGACAUCAAUUAUUGCUACAGUAUCUCCAGCAAACAUAAAUUUAGAGGAAACAUUGUCAACAUUAGAUUAUGCUCACCGUGCCAAAAAUAUCACAAAUCGUCCUGAAAUCAAUCAGAAAUUGUCUAAAAAAGCAUUACUUAAAGAGUAUACAGAGGAAAUUGAAAGACUUAGGAGAGAUUUAUUAGCAGCACGUGAACGAAAUGGUGUAUAUUUGGCACAGGAAAAUUAUAACGAAAUGCAAUCAUUGAUUGAGAAUCAGAGUAAAGAAAUUGAAGAAAAAAUAACUCACAUUAAAGUGCUUAAAGAAACUAUGGAAACUAAGGAGCAAAUAUUCGAUGAUUUACAAGCAAAACAUAAUGAACAAACUAAUCAUCUACAUGAAACUAAGGAACAAUUAGAAACUACCACUCAUGCUUUGAAAUCUACUACUGCACUUUUAGAAAUGACAGAACGUGAGAAAGAAGAACAAAGUCAUUUAGUAAAAAAACAUGUAUCUACAGAAAAAGAACUUUUCUCACAGGCACAAAUACUUUUAAACGUUGCUGAUACAGUUACAACUGAUGUAAAUAAGCUUCAGGAUAAAAUUUCUCAUAAAAGGCAAUUGGAACAGGAAAACGAACAUCUUAGUCACCAAUUUCGAUGUAACAUUACAAAACAGUUUCAAGACAUGGAAAAUAAUGUUACAGUUUAUUCGCAAAAUUUUCUACAGUUUUGUACUUCCAUGAAAAAUAAAAUAGAUUCACAAGUAAAGUUAUUCAAAAAGGAUAUAGAUUCGUUAAUCGAUCAUAUGUCAAAUGAUAUUGUUAAUAAAGAACAGUCAGCAGUGGAUGAAUUUAGAAAAAAUAUAAAUAAUUCGUACACACAUUAUCAACAAUGGUCGGAUACAGAAAGAAAAUGUUCAUCUGACAUGAUUCAACGUGAACAGGAAUUUUUAAAUGACACAUCCCUAAAACUGACAUCAAAAAUGAAUGAUUUGAUACAAAUUAAUAGCUUGCAAAUUGCAAACAAUUUACGUCAUUUAAAUGAUGACGUAUCUCAGAAAUUUGAUAAGUUACUGGUAUAUACAAAUGAAUCAAUAAGACAACUUUGUAAUCACAAGAUACAGGAAUGUGACAAUUUACGUAAAAAUAUAGAUGAUAUAAAACAAAAUGUACAAAUUAUUUAUGAAAAUGAUGGUAAAAUUAUGGAGGAACAAGAAAAGUUUAAGAAGUCAUUUGAAAAUUUAUCGCAACAAUUUAACAACUUGAAUAAAAACGUGACCGAGAAUUAUUCUAAUAAAUGCACCACUUUAGCUCGUGUUAAUGAAAUUUGUGAUAGUACCGAUGCCAUUAUUCUCAAUGACUAUUACAAAACUGUUGGAGAAAAUGAGUCUCUGGAACAGAAAAUUCAGAACAAUAUUGAUAUACUUAAAAGCGAUAUUGAUCAUAACAUGAUAAAGAAUCAGGCAAUAGCAGAGCAGAUUGCAGUAGAAGGCCAUAAUUUAACUGACGAAUUUCAAACUAACAUAAACAAUCAUUGCAAUAUAUUAAUGCAGGACAAAUUACAUGUGGAAAAUGACAAGAAACAAAUUGAACAAAAGUUCAUGGAAGAUAAUUCUUCUUCUAUUGGAUUUAUUGAAAAUAUCCAUCAUAUACUAAUGGAAGGUUAUGAUAAUCAUGUAAAACUUGUAGAAGAAAAAGAAAAGAAAAACCUACAAAUGUUUAUAGAACUAGAUGAUGAAAUUAAAAGGCAAAGUGAAAUUUCGUCUGAUUGGAAUGACAAGACAACAACGGAAUUGAAUUCAAUACAAGAAAGAAUUGGGAAAUUUCUUCUUGAAGAUUUACGGCGCGAUACACCAACAGGUUUAACACCUGCAAAAAAAGAAUAUCAUUAUCCACGACGCUUGGUCGUAACUUCGCCACACGAACGAAUCAUUCAAAGGUUCAGAAAAAUAAGAAAUUAUCGUGAAAGCUCUGAUGACGAAGAAGCAACGUUGGUAAAUAAUAAUUCACCGAAGAAGCGAUCGCAAAUCCAAACGUAGAUUAAACGCUUCAAUUGGUAAUUGAUUACAUUUUAUACUUAUGAUAAUAAUUAAUUAUACAUUAGAUUUACUGUGAGGUAAUAAUAUUUUGAUACAAUGACAUGAUGUAAUAAAUAAUAUUAAAGAA
Messenger RNA from Formica exsecta, 3395 nucleotides. It is a transcript of the gene Klp61F, whose product is annotated as kinesin-like protein Klp61F. NCBI's taxonomy places the organism in Eukaryota, Metazoa, Arthropoda, Insecta, Hymenoptera, Formicidae. The record is from RefSeq and is a predicted model, not a curated record. Gene Ontology annotation, biological process: mitotic spindle assembly; microtubule-based movement. Gene Ontology annotation, molecular function: ATP binding; plus-end-directed microtubule motor activity; microtubule binding. Gene Ontology annotation, cellular component: spindle microtubule; nucleus. The transcript is spliced from 16 exons. The coding region runs from base 287 to 3268 and encodes 993 amino acids.